ACUGACAUGGCCUCUAACCUGCUAACUGUCUGCACAGGAUAAAUGUUUUUGGGUUUUGCUUGUGAACUCAACAGGCAUCCCUACCCUUCCAAUGGAUGGAUGGAAGGAUAGAGCUUCACCUUUAUAGGAAAACAAACUGAACAAGAUUAAUUAGGCUUUUGUGCUCAAAUGUUCAUCAACAGCUUAAUAUUUCUGGAUUAUUAAAGGCUUCUAUAAGAUGUCAGAUGCAAAUCAGUUUCAGCCUAACAUCACUGAUGGACUGCAGUAUCAGGGAUUACUGGGAUUAGUGUUGUUUUCCACUCUGACAACAAUGCCAUGCUGUGUGUUUCUCUUCAUUAAUGGGACCAUGCUAUUUACCUUAAGGAGUAAAACGGUGUUUCGUGAGACCUCCCGUUAUAUUCUUUUGUAUAACCUCCUUUUUGCUGACACUUUACUGCUGCUACAUAGUCAGUUAAUGUACCUACUAGCUGCUUGUAGAAUAACAUUGACGUAUCCUGUGUGUGGUGCUCUCACCAUGCUCGCUGAUCUCACAACUGUGAUCUCCCCUCUCACACUGGUGGUGAUGUGUCUUGAAAGGUAUGUCGCUGUGUGCUACCCACUGAGGCACGCUACUUUCAUCACCAUCAGAAACACAGGGGUGGCCAUCAUUGUGGUUUGGGCCUUCAGUUUACUAAAUGUCCUCAUUCGAGUUAUUUUGCUAUUAAAUUUUCCAUUUGAAGAAUUGCAGAGCCUGCAGAUGACAGACUUUUGUGGCAAAGAAAGCAUAAUGCUUGAUCCAAUAUCUGACCUUUAUGGAAAAGCCUACACUUAUUUUCUGUUUGUAUCAGCUGGCGUGGUAAUCGCUUCUUCCUAUAUUGGUGUGAUGAUAGCAGCCAGAUCGGCCUCCACAGACAAAGCUUCAGCCCGUAAGGCUCGUAACACACUGCUGCUGCAUCUGGUGCAGCUGGGUCUCAGUCUCUCCUCAACCAUUUACUACCCAUUGCUCAUAGCUAUCUCAGAGGUCCUGGACAGGAUAAUAUUUGUGCGCAUCCAAAUUGUCAUUUACGUGUGUAUUAUCAUCUGCCCAAGAUGUCUGAGUUCUCUCAUCUAUGGUCUCAGAGAUCAGACCAUCAGACCCGUCCUCGUGUACCAUCUCUGCUGUCAGAGGAGACGCUGACUUUUCCUCUCAAUCGUCCCAGCCAAGGCAAUAAUCAGCAUACUUAUCCCUUUAUAGAUAAAUAUUAUUUUUAACAAAAUGUCUUGUUUUAUUAAAAAUUUAAACAGAGAAUGGCACUUUUUAAAAGUAAAGUGAGAUACCCCCCCCACUCUCCAUUUCACUCUAUUGAAGACACAAGUAUCAAUUACUUUUGUUUCUUGGGUUUUUAUGUCUAUAGAUUAGAUUGAUUUUAUUGUCUACCUCAGUUGAAAUGUAUCUUUAGCUUCUCCAAAGUACAGCAAAGGCACAUACAAUGCACAUAACACAGCACACCAUUAACUUUAUAUUUAAUAUUUGUUUGUAUUUCUCUGUUUUGUGUCUGCAAGUCCUGCUGUACCAUGGAACCUACAUCACACACCACAUUCAACCAGACACACACCUAUAUCAGCACUAAUGCCCAGUUCCUUAUAAUAACCUUUUCAACAUGUCAUCAAAAUAAAUAAAAGUUUUGAAUCACUUGGCUAAACUGCAAGCAGAUACAUGCUUAUUACAAGAAACACACCUCUCAGAAUCAGACCAUAAUGAAUUAAAAUCAUCAAAAUUCAAUCACUUAUUGUCGACUCACUACAACAUGAAACAAAGAGGUGUGUGCAUUUUAAGGCCAGCAAAAACAUCGUUUUAUCAUGCAUUGGUCAAUUUUGAUUUUUUGGGCUAUUUUACUUCCAUAACAUGCCUUCUUUCAGACUAGUGGAAAGAAAAUGUCAAAAAUACACAUUUGGAUGUUUAUUUUACACUUUCACACUAUCUCUUUGCAUCUGUAGAUUUCUCCUAAAUUCACCAUAAGUGAAUGUGUGUCAAAGAGUGUGUGUGUGAUUGUGUUACUGUUCAGUAGAAGGCCAUACUGUGUUAUUCAGUUGUAACCCUUUUGUCAACCCUAGGGGUUAAUUUCAAUGCUGUGUUGAAUAAGAAAACCUGGGUUCACGGCAGUUGAAUGGGGAAUUUGGCCGGUGCUUCUUUUCUUUAAAUUAAAACAGUUGUAAUUUAGCUUUUCUCCUGUACCAAUAAUUACACAAUAAAAUUAAAGUAGGAAAAACCCUUAUUUAUAUUUUUCUUAGAAAUUUGUAACUGUGUUAAAUGAAUUAACUAUCUAAAAGAACAAUGAAAUGCCAGAUAACAAAUUUAGGAAAAAAGGAAUAGCAAUGAUUUAUUUUGUUUUACACUAAUAAAAUGACUUUGUUUUGUUUCAAAGAAAGCACUAAAUGACGAAACAAAUAAUUAAGUUGUAUGGAGAAUAACAAAUAACACAGGAAUUAUUUUACCCAACAAUCCGUGAAUUAUUUGUUUUCCAGCAAAGAAAAGAUUUAUACAACCUCUCAGAAUUCUUUUUUUCAGAUACUUAGUUUCUUAAACCUGUAUUCUUAAAUGUUAACCUCAAAUUAAAAUAUGAGAUAAAAUGUCAAACCCUUGAUUAAGUUAAACACUUCAAAAAUAAUAAAACAAUACAAAAAUCA
Molecule: messenger RNA, 2646 nt
Organism: Siniperca chuatsi (mandarin fish)
Lineage: Eukaryota; Metazoa; Chordata; Actinopteri; Centrarchiformes; Sinipercidae
Product: odorant receptor 131-2-like
Exons: 1
Coding region: 218-1156 (312 amino acids)
Biological process (GO): G protein-coupled receptor signaling pathway
Cellular component (GO): membrane
Molecular function (GO): G protein-coupled receptor activity
Source: RefSeq, a predicted model, not a curated record